GCGAAGAUAACGUCCAAGUACAAAAACCGAAAGUCAAUGAGGCCAAUCACCUCCCUUGGUCGUGUUAGUGCCCCUAUAGAAUGACGAGUACGUAUAAAGAUUCAGCCACUGCAAGCCUAAAGGAUGAGGAAGAGUUCACGGAUAUAUUGGAGGAGAGGAGGCGCACCACUGAUCUUGGUUAUGCCCUGAGAACCUUUAACCCGCAACCGUACAAAGGAGCCCCAACCCUUUCCACCUCUGACCUCAACAAAGCUGUACUGGAGUCCCAGUAUCUGUGCUAUAUUAUCAAAGAGAUUGCCAUGGAGACGGGGUCAUCUGUGGAGAAGGUGAAAGAAGAUGCUUCUAGGAUUUUGAAGGAAAUGUCUCACAAUCUGCAGCUGGGGUUUAUCAGGCUAAUGGGCUACACUCUAAACAAGGUGUUCAAGAGACUCUACAGGAGCAUCUAUGUCAACAUGGAAGGACUCAACAUGCUGCAGCAGGCCAUCCAGGAGAGUCCUGUGAUCUUGAUACCCAAUCACAGGAGUUAUGUGGACUUCUUGAUUAUAUCCUACAUCCUGUUCACCUAUGACAUCCCAGUACCUGUCAUUGCUGCAGGAAUUCGUCUUGCAGAUGUGGCGAUUAUUGGAGGGCUUCUGCGUCGCUCUGGAGCUUUUUAUAUCCGACGAGCAAUCGGCUCUGACAAGCUGUACUGGGCGGUGCUUUUAGAAUAUGUACAAACAAUUGUCAGGACAGGAUAUGCUCCUUUGGAGUUUUAUGUAGAAGGUUUCAGGAGUCGCACACUGAAGUCUCUAGUGCCAAAGCUUGGUAUGAUGGACAUGGUGCUGGAGCCAUACUUUAAAGGUGAGGUGUUUGAUAUUACCCUGGUGCCCAUCAGUAUCAGCUAUGACAGAGUGCUGGAGGAGUCAUUGCUUGCACUUGAGUUGUUGGGUGUCCCCAGACCAAAAGAAAGCAUCACCGGACUCUUUAAAGCUAGCGGAGUCCUGCAGGAAGAUUAUGGCUGCAUGCAUGUGAACUUUGGCCGCCCCCUGUCUGCCCGACAACUGUGUGAAGGAAAGAUAAAUUGGAGCGAGUACAACCUCAUACCAAGAAAUCUUCCCCAGAGGCCAACUGCAGAGACCCAGGACUGUGUGAACUGGCUGGCUCAUUUGAUUGUACGAACCCAGGAGGAGGGCUCUUUGAUCAGCCCUUGGUCUCUGAUGGCCUGCCUGUUGCUCCAGACUCCAUUCACAACUUUAACGGAAGAGGGUCUGCAGUGGCAUCAGCUCACAGAAAAAACCCUCUGGCUCAGGAAGCUGGUGCUGGAUUUCGGGGCCCGUCUGAACUGGCCUGCACACAUCCCAGACUCAGAAGUGAUGUCAUCCACCGUGGCUCUUCAUCACUCCAUUGUCCAUCAUAAAGAGGACCGUAUCUACCUGGUUCAGGAUGAAGACCCUGCGAGGCAAGAUCCACUGAGCCCAGAGGAAGGUGUGAUGAGGAUGGCGGUAGUGGUGCUGAUGCUGGUUUCCUACAGGAAUCAGGCAUUGCAUGUCUUUGUGCGUCCAGGAAUACUUGCUACAGCCAUCCACAUCACAAAAAACACACGGAAGGAUGAGCUCUUCAGCUUUUUCUGCUUCCUGCAGGACGUCUUCUCCAAUGAAUUUAUCUUUAUCCCUGGCAGCGCAGUGCAGGACUUUGAGGAGGCAUGUUCACUCCUGCAGAAAUGUGGAGCAGUCCACAUCAGUCAGCAGGAAGUGACCGUGUUGGAAACGGGGCUGGAAGUUUUAUCCUUUCUGCAGAAGCUGCUGCAACCCUUCUUAGACUCAUAUCAGCUGAUGUUCAGGUACUUGUGUGAAAAGGAAGAUCACGUGUUUACUGAGGAACAGUUCCUACCUGAUGUCCGAAACCUGGCUACAAAACUCAUCCUCUCAGGUGACCUUCGCACCUUUGAAGUCCUGUCUUCUGACACACAGAAAAAUGUUCUUUCUGCACUGCGGAGACUGGAGGCGGUGACGAAGUUGAGGGUGUCCCAGCAGAAGGAAUACAAAGUGAACAAAGCAGCUGUCAGCAGAACUGGUGACAUACUCUCUGGGAAAGUCCCUCUUGAGAGCCUGCACACUACACCUGACGCAAGGCUUCAGUGUCAAGUGGAAUAAAUUCAUCCUCAGUAUCAGCUCACAGCCCCCUCCCCAAUGAACUUACCCGUCUAUUCGCUACUUCUACCUCAUUGUCAUCCCUGUGGUCUCUUUUAUCUUUACACAGUCAAAUCGGUACAAAUACAGUCUGUGCUCACAGGCAAAAUACUUGAUCCUUGAUGCCGGCCAGACUUAAUCUACUGAAUGGUGGCUAACACUCUGUCCUUUAUAGACCUGAGAGGACUGAGAUGAAGCUAAACGCCCUGCAGGAUAAAUACUGGUAAUAUAAAGGUGGCCUAUUACUGAUUUUGUUUCACUUUAACCAAAAUCAGUAGGUGAAUACUAACAUUUAGGUUAAGAUAACUGUACUUUCCAUUGCUGAUCUUGUGGGGUUUUUUUUUAUAUAUAUUGCCAUAGAUGUAUUGUUUACUUCCAUAGAUGACUAACUGAGAAAAUUAAUAAGAGAGCACUUUAAUUAAACUUGGUUUCCAAUAAGAUUUGGCAUAAAACACUUGGUUGUAUGUAAAAGAAUGUUGCAAUAAGGCUCUAAACACCAUAAAAAGCAAAGAUCUCA
Molecule: messenger RNA, 2685 nt
Organism: Haplochromis burtoni (Burton's mouthbrooder)
Lineage: Eukaryota; Metazoa; Chordata; Actinopteri; Cichliformes; Cichlidae
Product: dihydroxyacetone phosphate acyltransferase
Exons: 16
Coding region: 81-2132 (683 amino acids)
Biological process (GO): ether lipid biosynthetic process
Cellular component (GO): peroxisomal membrane; mitochondrial membrane
Molecular function (GO): glycerone-phosphate O-acyltransferase activity
Source: RefSeq, a predicted model, not a curated record